CGCAUAUACGGGCUCCCGAAAACACACAAAGGAAACCGACCACUUCGCCCAGUGGUCUCAACCGUAGGCUCUGCUCCAUACCGCUUGGCCCAAUUCCUCGCCAACAUCCUCCAAAAGGUGGUAGGGAAAACCGAAUACCAUGUUCGUAGCAGCUUCGACUUUGCAGAAGAGAUCAGCAAAAUUCAGAUCCCGGAGGGUUGCGUCUUAUUUUCUCUCGACGUCGUGUCGCUCUACACGAACAUCCCAGUACAAGACACAUACGAACUAAUCAAACGAAAAUGGGGAGAAAUAAGUCGCCACACAAACAUCCCGUGGCUCGACUUCUUGCGCGCACUCCAAAUCGUGCUGGACGCAUCUUUUUUCCAGUACAAUGGAAAGAUACAUGACUCUCACCAGAAAAAACAACAAAAUAAACAAGCAUUGGUUCACAAAACAAACGAACGGACGAUACCUAGAUUUCUCAUCCGCCAGUCCCCAUGCGCACAAAAUGAACACAGCGAUUGCUUUAAUUGAUCGCGCACUAAAACUGACUGACGUAGAAGAAAGGGUAAAAAGCAUCCAGAAUGUCAAAGGAAUCCUUCUUUCCAAUAACUAUCCAGACAGUUUUAUAAACCACAUUUUAAAAACAAGAACAGAUGCAAUUUAUAACUCGCUACAAUACGAAAACCGAGACACUCAAAUGGGUAGAUAUGCUUCCUUAACAUACAUCCCCCAUUUGAGUGAAAAAGUGAGCAAAAUACUACGAAAACACGACAUCAUUGCUUCAUCAAAACCCGUGAACAAGAUCAAAAAUUGCAUCUUCUCCAAGCUCAAAGAUGAAAUCCCAAAAAUGAAGCAAACACAAGUGGUUUACGAAAUCCCGUGCGAAUGCGGCCGUGUAUAUUGUGGACAAACCUCCCAAACUAUUGAAAAACGCAUCAAAAACCACAAAUAUAGUUUUAAACCGAAUGCCUCCACAACCGGCCUAACACAACAUGCGGUGGAAAACCAUCACACGUUCAACUACAACGAUGUCAGGAUUCUGGAAAAAAUGAGCGAUGACAACAAGAGGAAAACUGCGGAAACUCUGCAUAUAAAAUUGAGAGGAGAGAAGGCAGUCAACAUACAGAGAGACGCAAUAGAAAUUUCCUCGAUAUACAACGCGCUAAUCAAGAAGCUGAGAGAGACACCACAAUUUAAAAGAGCGAACAAACCCAAAACGCAACCGACGACGAACCAAUCAGGAACGCACUCGAUGACAUCAUCACUGGACGACGGCUGACCAGGAGCAAUUAGCUGACGUCGAUUUUAAAAAUCGUGAGACGGCCG
Uranotaenia lowii is the source of this 1308-nucleotide messenger RNA. RefSeq lists its product as uncharacterized. The transcript is spliced from 2 exons. The coding region runs from base 371 to 1261 and encodes 296 amino acids. The record is from RefSeq and is a predicted model, not a curated record. Lineage: Eukaryota; Metazoa; Arthropoda; Insecta; Diptera; Culicidae.